This is a messenger RNA of Papilio machaon (common yellow swallowtail), 792 nucleotides long. RefSeq lists its product as uncharacterized. The record is from RefSeq and is a predicted model, not a curated record. The transcript has a single exon. Bases 1 to 792 code for a protein of 263 amino acids. NCBI's taxonomy places the organism in Eukaryota, Metazoa, Arthropoda, Insecta, Lepidoptera, Papilionidae.
AUGCUUGUACCUAAGUACCCUUUCCUUAUACUCGGAAACAAUGAGUUUGCUUAUCCGAAGGAGCCCUGCGUCAGCAUCACAGAAGAUCAACAGAUAUGUAACCAUGUCGAAUGGCAACCCCUUCAACCCUCAACCGACUGUAUGGCUCAAGUAAUAACACAACAAAAGGAUCCAGUGAACUGUCUUCGAGUCACCGCAUCAUUCAACGACACCUUGAUUCAACAAAUUAAACAAAAUACUUGGAUAGUUGUCUUUAGAAAAGAAACCGUAGCGAAAACAAAAUGCAACGGAGAAACUCAGUAUCAACGCUUAAAAGGAGUUAAUCUCAUAACUAUUAACGACCAAUGUGUUAUAAGAAUAGGAGACCACACAUUAAAAUCACACGAAAGAUAUAUAAAAAUUAAAGAAACCAUACCAUUACCUAAGCUACAACUUCCGAACCCAUCGGAUACUAUUAUAGAACUCAGAAAUAUUGAUCUAGACAAUAUUAAUACUUUACUAAAUAAAGCAAAAGUAUUAGAUACCAACACUAUUUUAGAAAAACAGCGAAUUAUUGGAAGCAAGCCUAGUUGGUCCACUAUUCUAUUAUAUAUAAUACUCCUUAUAGCAGUAAUCGGCUACAUUGUGAACAGAGCAGUACAAAGGUUCUGGAAACAGAAGCAAUUCACCCCACGUGAAGAAAUACCCCUUCAAGAGGCUCACGAGAUCAGGGUUGACGCUGCAGAUGCACCCCAACCCCAACCACCGGUACGCCUCAUUCUUCGGGCGGAGGAGUUACGUAACCGCAACUAG